UGCACGCGAUCAUAAAGAAGAUGGCACUAUUGGUCGCGUGCCCUGAGCCACGAGACGCGCGUUGACGCCGCAGGCCUCAUCGGGUCAGGCGACGCCCAAGCAGGCUCCUUCACUGCACCGCUGGAGCGGAUAGCGCAGCCGAGGCGCCUGCCGUGGCUUUGACUAGCAGCGACAAAAGGUUCGCGCUGUCGUCCACCACGGAGAACGCAACGCGUACGAACUGCCGCUGAAGAGGCACCCGAUCUGCAACCGAAAGACAUGCAGCUGUCCGAGGACGCCGUAGCGGAGCUGCGCGAGGCGUUCGCGCUCUUCGACAAGGACGGCGACGGCGCCAUCAGCACCAAGGAUCUGGGCACCGUGAUGCGCUCGCUCGGUCAGAACCCGACAGAGGCCGAACUGAAGGACAUCAUCGCGGAGCUGGACGUCGAUGGAAACGGCACCGUCGACUUCCCGGAGUUCCUGGCUCUGAUGUCCAAGAAGGCGCGCACUACGAACACUGAAGAAGAGAUCCGGGAGGCCUUCAAGGUCUUCGACAGAGACGGAAAAGGCUUCAUCCCCGCAGCAGAGCUCCGUCACGUCAUGACAACUCUCGGAGAGAAGCUCACGAACGAAGAAGUUGACGCGAUGAUACGGGAAGCCGACGUGGAUGGAGAUGGCCAAAUUAACUACGACGAGUUCGUAUUGCUCAUGACUUCAGGCUAAACAUCAAAAUCGCUUUUUUUUUUCUUCACUCAUAUUGCUUUGACGUCGCCAAGAACAGGGCUUCAUUAAAAAUGUUGGAAC
Messenger RNA from Rhipicephalus sanguineus (brown dog tick), 783 nucleotides. Its product is annotated as calmodulin-beta-like. The transcript is spliced from 2 exons. NCBI's taxonomy places the organism in Eukaryota, Metazoa, Arthropoda, Arachnida, Ixodida, Ixodidae. Gene Ontology annotation, molecular function: calcium ion binding; enzyme regulator activity. Bases 259 to 702 code for a protein of 147 amino acids. The record is from RefSeq and is a predicted model, not a curated record.